Aspergillus ochraceoroseus IBT 24754 is the source of this 761-nucleotide messenger RNA. RefSeq names its product mRNA splicing protein SMD1. Gene Ontology annotation, cellular component: U2 snRNP; U12-type spliceosomal complex; precatalytic spliceosome. Gene Ontology annotation, molecular function: RNA binding. Lineage: Eukaryota; Fungi; Ascomycota; Eurotiomycetes; Eurotiales; Aspergillaceae. The record is from RefSeq and is a predicted model, not a curated record. The transcript is spliced from 3 exons. Bases 49 to 429 code for a protein of 126 amino acids. Gene Ontology annotation, biological process: RNA processing; spliceosomal snRNP assembly.
AUCGCUCCUGUGUGUUCUUUCGCCUGAGCGAUCCGAUUUACCGCCGCCAUGAAGCUCGUCCGGUUUUUAAUGAAGUGCGCCAAUGAGACGGUGACAAUUGAGUUGAAAAAUGGCACAAUCCUCCACGGCACCGUCACCUCUGUUUCUCCACAAAUGAACACUUCCCUGCGAACUGUCAAGAUGACACCCAAGGGCCGCGACCCGAUCUCCCUCGAUACGAUCAACAUUCGAGGCUCCACGAUUCGCUACUACAUUCUCCCUGAUAGUCUUCCGCUCGACACGCUGCUGAUUGACGAUACCCCGAAGCCUAAGAACAAGGCGCGCAAGGAAGCGGACCGUGGCCGUGGCGGUGGUGGUGGUGGUGGUGGUGGUCGGGGACGCGGCGGCCGGGGUCGUGGCCGUGGAAGGGGCCGAGGCCGGGGGUUCUAAAGGCAUCAUCAUAUCAUAUCUACAUAUUAUGGAUGUAAUUCGAUCUGGAGUUCUAUUUUUUUUUUCUCUCUUCUCUCUUUCUCUUUCUCUUUUCUCGGUUUGCUUCGAGUCGAGACGAGCCUGGUUCUGAUGCCCGGGGGGAGGGGGAUAUAUGACGUCUCGUUUCGACUAGGGAUUUUGCUCCUUUUGUGCGGGUGGAUAACAGUGAAAAGCGAAAAGAAACAAAGACUUGGGCCGGCUUGAAAGCUGGCAAGGAAGGUUACUUGGUAUCGGAACGUACCGUUGAAUGACGGGAAUGGAGAGAAAGAAAAAAAAAAAAAAAAAAAAAAGAA